Molecule: messenger RNA, 1125 nt
Organism: Arachis ipaensis
Lineage: Eukaryota; Viridiplantae; Streptophyta; Magnoliopsida; Fabales; Fabaceae
Source: RefSeq, a predicted model, not a curated record
AUGGCCGUCAUCAUGAAGAACAAGCAUGGAUUCCUCACAGGAACCAUCCCCAUGCCCUCUCCUGAGGAUCCCACCUUUCCUGCCUGGGAAAGAUGUAACAGUCUCGUUCUAUCAUGGUUGUUCUAUUCUUUUUCCCCUUCCAUCACUCAAAGCGUCAUAUACUUCUCAACCGCCUCCACUGUAUGGGAAGACCUACGAGAACGUUUUUCACAGAUUGAUUUGUUGCGAAUCGCAGAACUACAAGAAGAAGUAUAUGGACUCAAGCAAGGAAAUCAAUCAGUGACAGAUUUCUUUACCUUUCUGAAAACCCUAUGGGAAGAGCUGGAGAAUGCUAGACCCCUACCUCCGUGUAGCUGUCCAGCUAAGAAGCAUCGAAAUCAAGAUUUUGUAAUUCAUUUUUUGAAAGGGCUGGAUGAAAGAUACGCUGUUGUUGGCUCACAAGUUCUGAUGCUCGACCCUCUGCCUCCAAUUACUCGAGUCUUCGCAAUGGUGAUCCAGCAGGAGCGAAACCUUCAAAUCGCUUCUGGAAUCCUAGAUGAUCAACGCCUACUCACUGCUGCUGUCAAUACUCGCCGUCCUGCACCAGGGCGAGGCCGCGGCGGUUACUCCCAAGGGCGUGGUGUUGGCUCUAACAAGCAGUGUACCUUUUUCGACCGGGUGGGGCACACUGUCGAUGUGUGCUAUGGAAAGCAUGGGUAUCCACCCAGUCACCCGCGAUACCCCGGUCAUCCACGCCUCCCGGACCGAGCAGCUUCCCCCAGCAGUAGCGCCGCCAUGACCGUGACAUCUUUCUCUCAUUCACAUGCCCAGUUGCAAGGAAAUAGGGCAGUGAUGGGUAGCACUCCAGAACCUCUUUUGGGCCUUACUCCACAACAACAUAACACUCUGAUGGCUUACUUGAAGCAGGCCGAGGCCCAUGUGCCAGAGACUAAAGAUGAUAAGGGUUCCUCCUCCUCCCAAUCUGGGCUUCUCCCCAGUCCACGUACACAUAUCCUUUGUUCUGCAAAAACCUUUUCUAUUUUAAACAAAGAUUUUUCAAAAACUUUUAGUGAUACUUGGAUCAUAGAUUCUGGUGCUAGUGAUCAUAUUUUAAUUUAUCCUUUUUUGUCUCAUACACAAAAAUAA